Neurospora tetrasperma FGSC 2508 is the source of this 165-nucleotide messenger RNA. RefSeq lists its product as uncharacterized. The transcript has a single exon. The coding region runs from base 1 to 165 and encodes 54 amino acids. The record is from RefSeq and is a predicted model, not a curated record. NCBI's taxonomy places the organism in Eukaryota, Fungi, Ascomycota, Sordariomycetes, Sordariales, Sordariaceae.
AUGGAUGAGGAGAUGAGGGCUGAUGUUGUCUCUGGAGAGCAAGAGGGAGUCGUUCAUGAGUGCCGUCGCCCUCCCCCUUAUACCUUCAUCUCCGCGUAUUCUGAACUCCAUGCUUUUUUCACCAUGGUCUCAGAGGAACAACUGUAUCGCCGGUCAAGCUUCUGA